Eptesicus fuscus (big brown bat) is the source of this 954-nucleotide messenger RNA. It is a transcript of the gene TNMD, whose product is annotated as tenomodulin. Lineage: Eukaryota; Metazoa; Chordata; Mammalia; Chiroptera; Vespertilionidae. The record is from RefSeq and is a predicted model, not a curated record. Gene Ontology annotation, biological process: negative regulation of endothelial cell proliferation; negative regulation of angiogenesis. Bases 1 to 954 code for a protein of 317 amino acids. The transcript has 7 exons.
AUGGCUAAGAAUCCUCCAGAGAACUGUGAGGACUGUCACAUUCUAAAUGCAGAAGCUUUUAAAUCCAAGAAGAUAUGUAAAUCACUUAAGAUUUUUGGAUUGGUGUUUGGUAUCCUGGCCUUAACUCUAAUUGUUUUGUUUUGGGGGGGCAAGCACUUCUGGCCGGAGACACCCAAAAAAACAUAUGACAUGGAGCACACUUUCUACAGCAAUGGAGAGAAGAAGAAGAUUUACAUGGAAAUUGAUCCUGUGACCAGAACUGAAAUAUUCAGAAGUGGAAAUGGCACUGAUGAAACAUUGGAAGUACAUGACUUUAAAAAUGGAUACACUGGCAUCUACUUUGUAGGUCUUCAAAAAUGCUUCAUCAAAACUCAGAUCAAAGUGAUUCCUGAAUUUUCUGAACCAGAGGAGGAAAUAGAUGAGAAUGAAGAAAUUACCACAACUUUCUUUGAACAGUCAGUUAUUUGGGUCCCAGCAGAAAAGCCAAUUGAAAACCGAGACUUUCUUAAAAAUUCCAAAAUUCUGGAGAUUUGUGAUAAUGUGACCAUGUAUUGGAUCAAUCCCACUCUAAUAGCAGUUUCAGAGUUACAAGACUUUGAGGAGGACGGUGAAGAUCUUCACUUUCCUACCACCGAAAAAAAGGGCAUUGAACAAAAUGAGCAAUGGGUGGUCCCUCAAGUGAAGGUGGAGAAGACCCGUCAUGCCAGACAAGCAAGUGAAGAAGAACUUCCAAUAAAUGACUAUACUGAAAAUGGAAUAGAAUUUGACCCCAUGCUGGAUGAGAGAGGUUAUUGUUGUAUUUACUGCCGUCGAGGCAACCGCUACUGCCGCCGCGUCUGUGAACCUUUACUAGGUUACUACCCAUAUCCCUACUGCUACCAAGGAGGGCGGGUUAUCUGUCGCGUCAUCAUGCCUUGCAACUGGUGGGUGGCUCGCAUGCUGGGGAGGGUCUAA